Molecule: messenger RNA, 2796 nt
Organism: Mya arenaria
Lineage: Eukaryota; Metazoa; Mollusca; Bivalvia; Myida; Myidae
Exons: 10
Coding region: 144-2033 (629 amino acids)
Source: RefSeq, a predicted model, not a curated record
UGGUAAAGGAUAUGAAAUAAACUCACUAGUUAAUCUGAUUAAAAGGAAGCAACCGAUAGUAACUUCCGCGUGUUUUAAGCGCUAGUGCAUGUGUUUGUUAAUGUUUCGGCUGCGUCAUACACUUUAGCAAAGUGUUUGUUACAAUGGACUUAUUUAUUCGUAAAAUGAAAAUAUCUAUCUAUGUCUUAGGGUUUGCUUUGUUUAAAUUGGACAUUUAUACCAAAGGUCAGAGUCUUUACAUUUCAAACAAUGAGACGUCAUGGGCUAAAGUCAACUGCAAUCUUGCGAUUCCAAACCUUACCUUUACAGAAUUUGGACUUCUUCCCAAACACGUACAGAAUAUUACAAAUGAUGAUUUGAAAAAAGGUGUAUGGAUAGGGUUGUUUAAGGCCAGACUGAGCUUCGCUUAUAUUGGUUGCAAUAAAAUAAACGCCGACAGUAUUUUAGUAAAAGCAAAAGACUUAAGUGAAUGCAGAUGGAAAACUGGGUGCGAUACUAUUGCUGUAAGACGGUUUAAUGAUGAAACAAUUGAAUGUCAAUGUGGCAACUCUUCGGACUUGCAACACGAACAUGAAUGCACUUCAAGAUGCGGAUCUGGAGACGAAUAUCCAUGCGGUGACUCUGGGAAAGCACACUUCGCCAUUUAUACCGUGGAAAAUGUGUCAAUAAGUUCGGAGAAUGACAAUGAUGCUGAUAGAGGUUGUCUUAAAUUUCGUUCAAAUGGAUCCAAGAAGUUUAUUUGGUGGAAAUGCUAUAAAAAGUUCAACUGGAGAUCUCAAAUUUUAUGCAGCGAUCGACCUUCAACAGAGGACGGUGCAACCGUUGAUGACAUUUCGGACGAAGAUAAUGAUUGGGCGAUUGCAGGAAACAAAUGUUUUGCCAAAGACAUGUAUCCAGCUACAAUGGAACAUAUUAUGCAUAUGAAUAUUUCGAGCGAGGAAAGGUAUUGGACAGGAAUCAUUAGGAUGACUUCCAUCAUUCGACGCGAUGAAACAUUUAUUACGUACCCACCAAAAAGGUUUGCCUAUAUCACCGUUUCGGGAGAUCAACUGCAUGUUGAAUUUGGCGACGACCUGACGGUGAAAAGAAAGAGUCUAUGUAAGAAAGCCAACUUAAUACCUACUUCAACUGAACAAAGAAGACACGAUGACAUUGAUUCUCUGUUGAGUACAGAUACCACCAGUCCAAAAGUUGAAGGAGUUGCAAGGCAGGUUCCAAUCAUGAAGAUAGCCGUUGGUCUAUCAGCUGGUAUCCUCCUCUUAGUACUGAUCAUAAUCGGUGUCGUACUAUGGAAAAGGAAUAAAAUCCACUGUUUAAAUCGUGGUGAUAAGACAUUGUUAGAAAAUGAAAUAGCCAUGCAGGUCAUCGAUACACGACACAAAGGACCAGGCACAAGUGUCCGUUCACAUGCAUAUCCAAACCAUGACUUUUCUGGAAACCAGACUAUUUCAACUAAACCACAAACGUUUGGUGAUUCAUCAUUAAGUGAUACAUGUGAUGAUCCUUGUGAUGAAAAUAAUCAACGAGACAUUCAACAACGUGAAAAUGUAUACAACUUUACUAACCAACAAGUCGAAGAAUAUGACACGCUUAACCACUCUGGCAUUAGAAAUCACGUGAUUUCACAACCUAUUAACGAUUAUGAUUCCAUGUCUAACUGCAAUGAAGACACAUAUGACCAUUUGGAUGAGCAACAGGAGCCGAACACAGAUACUGUAUAUAGACUACAGAGCAUAAACGAGCAUGAAGAGGCGUAUAACCAUUUGAAUAUGCCGUCUAAAAAGGGACAGAGCAAGAAUACGGUAUAUGGAUUUAAAGAAAGAAACCAACAUGAAAACCCGUAUACCCAAUUGGAUGAGCAAUCAAGACUGAGGCAUAACACCGAUGAUGUAUAUGAAUCACAAGACAGAAACGAACAAGAGGACACGUAUAACAAUUUGGUUGGACAAUCUAAACAGAGGCAUUACACGGAUAAUGUAAAUGAACCACAAGACAGAAACGAACAGGAAGAUACGUAUAACAAUUUGGUUUGACAAUCCCAACAGAGGUAUAAUACGGAUAAUGUAUAUUGACCACAAGAUAUAAAUGAACAAGAAGACACAUAUAACCAAUUGGAUGAGCAGUCUUAACAAAAGCAGAAUACAUAUAAUGCAUAUAGACUACAAGACGGAAACGAACAGGGAGACACGUAAAGCGACAUGAAUACAUACAAUUAUUUGCAAAGAGCCUAAACCAAAAACGGAAUAUGACAAAUAUGUACAGACUAAAAAUCAGGAAUAAAUACAAUACAACAAUUGAGGCAUCGUCAUCAUGUGCAAAUGGGUUGAACAGCGUUGGAGUUCAUUAUAAUGACAGAAUCGGUAUCAAUUAGAAUGUGUUUUUUUAAGAUAGAACCGAAUAUAACGAUCUCCUAAUAUUGACAUUGGUUUUGUUUAUUAACUGACCAUGGUACAUUUGCAAUUUUGAUUCGAAUGUGUAUCAAAAUACUAGCGACAGUAUAAUGAGAAGUAAAUAAAAAAAGGCCUCGAUUUCCAGAUUUUGUUUAAGCGUAACAAGCUUAAAUAGCAUACAUCAUUAAUUCAAAACAGUUUAUCGUGAUAAGGUAUAAUAUCCUUCUAAAGACCAAACCCUCUGAAGAAUUGAAUUAUAACACAAACUUUUAAACAAAAAUAGUUAGCUUAAUUCUGUUUAAAGUGGUGUAAGAAUCGUCUUAUAUAUUGGGAACAUGUGAAAGCUGAAAUGUGCAUGAUGUAUUUAUGUUUCGUAAGAUAUAAAUUAGAGUUUGUUAUUGUUUUA